AUGAAUAGGGUUGAAGCUACAUUUGGCUGGAAUGGCAGAUGCACUAUCCUUCCAGGUGCGCUCUCAGCAUAUCGCACAAUCGCAAUCAAACCGUUCCUUGCAAGUCUUCGCGAAACCACGUUCAUGGGUACACCAGUUAAGUAUGGAGAGGACAUUGAGAUAACGCUAGGUUUACUGUAUGCUGGUUGGAAAACGGUGUACCAGAGUAAUGCUGUUGUCCACACCAUUGCGCCAGAAGAUGCUACUCGAGCAUUCUUGAUGUACACGCGUAGGGAAAGAAGUUCGUACGUGCAUUUGCUGUCAAGCUUCACUAAGACAACCUGGCCUGCCGUCCUCAGACAACUUGGUACCCAGCUUCUCAAGGAUGUGAAAGUCAACACUGGAAGCCAUUUUUAUGUUGACAUAUAUGAGGAAGAAAAGCAUUCUCGACGUACUGCCAACUCGGACGCUGCGUCAAGGACAGGUAUAGGGUGCCUAUUCUUGCUCACCAAUCUCACAUCAACCACUGUGGGCAACUGGUUUGUUCCCCUUAGCCUUGUACGCUCAGAUGUACAUGGCUAUCUCUCGCCCUGA
Molecule: messenger RNA, 573 nt
Organism: Bipolaris maydis ATCC 48331
Lineage: Eukaryota; Fungi; Ascomycota; Dothideomycetes; Pleosporales; Pleosporaceae
Biological process (GO): hyaluronan biosynthetic process; extracellular matrix assembly
Cellular component (GO): plasma membrane
Molecular function (GO): hyaluronan synthase activity
Source: RefSeq, a predicted model, not a curated record